Molecule: messenger RNA, 1128 nt
Organism: Microsporum canis CBS 113480
Lineage: Eukaryota; Fungi; Ascomycota; Eurotiomycetes; Onygenales; Arthrodermataceae
Product: delta-aminolevulinic acid dehydratase
Exons: 2
Coding region: 1-1128 (375 amino acids)
Biological process (GO): heme biosynthetic process
Cellular component (GO): cytosol
Molecular function (GO): porphobilinogen synthase activity; zinc ion binding
Source: RefSeq, a predicted model, not a curated record
AUGUCGUUUUCUAACCUUGUGUCUGAUAUUUCGUUUAGAGACUCGCAGGGCGAUGAGCGUCUGUCUACGAUACCCAGAGGGACUCGCUCUCACGCUCCAUCCUCAUACCAGAGCACCACCACCAGUGUCAGCAUUUCGGGGAGUAUCUCCAGCCAGCUGCAUGCAGGAUACAACCAUCCGUUGACCAGAGAAUGGCAGGCAGAAAGGCAAUUAACCAAGUCUAUGCUCAUGUACCCUCUCUUCAUCACGGACAGGCCUGACGACCAGAUCGCCGUCCCCUCCCUACCAAACCAAUACCAACUCGGCCUACACAAAAUAAUUCCAUUUCUUAAACCUCUGGUGAAAAAGGGCUUGCGAUCUGUCAUUCUUUUCGGUGUCCCACUAGCCCCAGGAUCCAAAGACGCUCUAGGGACCACUGCAGAUGACCCGUCAGGACCUGUCAUACAAGCCAUCCGGCUGUUACGCGCUCACUUCCCAUCUCUAUACAUAACGACCGACGUAUGUUUGUGCGAAUAUACUUCCCACGGCCACUGCGGCAUACUCCGCGAAGACGGGUCGCUGAACAAUACUCUUUCGGUCGAGAGGCUUUCGGACAUUGCUGUAGCGUAUGCUCAGGCUGGUGCACACUGCGUUGCUCCCUCAGAUAUGAAUGACGGCCGAGUCAGGGCUAUUAAGCUGAAGCUCAUCGAGGCGGGUAUAUCACACCAAGUGGUGUUGAUGUCGUAUGCAGCCAAAUUCAGUGGGUGUCUGUACGGCCCAUUUAGAGAUGCGGCGGGCUCGUCUCCUUCGUUUGGGGAUAGAAAGUGUUACCAGCUUCCGCCCAGUGGUAGGGGAUUAGCAAGAAGAGCUAUUCAGAGAGAUAUAAACGAGGGCGCGGAUAUUAUCAUGGUGAAGCCUGCAGGGGCGUAUCUGGAUAUCAUUAGUGAUGCCAAGGAGUUGGGGAGGGAUAUGCCGGUUGCGGCGUACCAGGUGAGUGGUGAAUAUGCGAUGAUACACGCUGGUGCGAAGGCCGGGGUGUUCGAUCUCAAAGCGAUGGUGCUGGAGAGCAUGCAGGGGAUUCUCAGGGCUGGUGGAAGCAUUGUGACAACCUAUUUUGUACCAGAGCUUCUGGAUUGGCUGGAGUCUUGA